Messenger RNA from Setaria italica (foxtail millet), 1829 nucleotides. RefSeq lists its product as uncharacterized. Lineage: Eukaryota; Viridiplantae; Streptophyta; Magnoliopsida; Poales; Poaceae. The transcript is spliced from 2 exons. Gene Ontology annotation, biological process: defense response to fungus. Bases 446 to 1660 code for a protein of 404 amino acids. The record is from RefSeq and is a predicted model, not a curated record. Gene Ontology annotation, cellular component: nucleus.
CUAGCACUGAGGUUUUGGGGCGGUUGCGAGUUGCGGAAUCGACUCCGCCCGCGCCGCCCCUCGAACUGGAAUCCUCUACUGUUGUGCCGCCGUCGUGAUUCGCCGGAAUCGCCGGAACCGACAAGCAGGUACAUCUUCUCGACGUUUGGCGUGCAUCUUCUCUUGUCGAUUCCGCUUCUCCUUUUUCCUAAUCGCCUCGUGUUCGGAUCCGUUUCGAGUCCAUAUCCUUCCAUACGCAAGACGCGCCUCGGGAUCGAAUCGAAGUCGCCCUAGAACUCGGCUUCCGGGUCGGAGAUGGAGCCGCCGACUCGACGACCUAUAUAGCUCCACCGAUCGAGGCGGUUGAUCUUCUUGGGGAUUUCUCACGCCUUGGUGGGAGGGCGAGUCCAAGAACCUGCCAAGAAGCGCGAAGAGACGGUGUGCGCGGCGGCGGCGGCGGGGAGCGAUGAGGAUCAGGAAAGGGAACCAGGUGGAGGUGUGGACGCAGGACGCGGCGUCGCCGGUGGGCGCGUGGCGCGUCGGGGAAGUCACGUGGGGCAACGGCCACUCGUAUACCCUGCGGUGGCACGACGGCGGCGAGGUGUCCGGCCGCAUCUCGAGGAAGUCGGUCCGGCCGCGCCCGCCGCCCGCCCCGGUGCCGCGGGACCUGGACGCCGGGGACAUGGUCGAGGUGUUCGACGACGACGACUGCCUGUGGAAGUGCGCGGAGGUCCAGGGCGCCGCCGCCGACGGCGACCGCCGGUUCAAGCUCAAGAUCGUCGGCGCGGCCAAGGUCCUGACGGUCCCGCCGCAAAGGCUCCGCAUGCGUCAGGUUCUCAGGGACGACGACGUCUGGGUCAAGCUCCACAAGGACAACCAGAUCGCCGUCCCGAGCGCGAUGCCGUUUCACACUAAUGGUGUAAGCGUUGACAUGGGCACGGGCAAAGGCAAAGGCGGCUACGAGCCCAUGCGGCCAGGCUUCACACCGCUGUUGCAGAAGAGGAGCUUCGGCAUGUUGGGUUCUACUUCCAACACAAUCAUCAACGGCAAUAGAUUUGAGGACACCACCAAGAGGUUUUGCGCCAAGGAAGAGCCCAGAUAUGAAGCAGAAGUGAUAGUCCCAAACGUGUUCCUGAACAAGCAGGAUGAGAUGAGCAAUGAAUAUUGUGAUGUGGUUGGAGCAGGCAGUAAUUCUGAUGUUGACCAGCAGCAGCACAUUGAGAACGAAGUGGACAUCGAAGGAAGCGAUAGUGAGUCUGCCUCAUCCUCGGAUGGCAGCAGCAGUAGCAGCAGUAACAGCGACAGCAGAACCAGGAGCAUGGAAUCCGGUGAGGAUUGCGCAGCAGCUCGUGCAAGCAGGCCUUGUAACGAUCAGAAGGUCGAUCAGCUGCAAACCAGAGAGAAAGAACAUUGUGGCAGCAAAGCUGAAUCACGUGAGAUUGAACGCAAGACCCUGAAUGAUCAGAAGGCGACGGUGCAGGAACACAUCCACCGUCUGGAGCUGGAGGCCUACCAAAAUCUGAUGAAGGCGUUCCAUGCAUGCGGCAAGGUGCUGAGCUGGCAGAAGAUGGAACUGCUCAGUGACCUUCGGGUGCAUCUCCAUAUCACGAACGAUGAGCACCUGCAGGUGCUUAAUGUGAUCUUGAACCGCAAGGGUAGAUUUGCAGGAUCUCAAUUCUGAAUCCUUGUAGGAACUAUGCAUUUUCACUCACAUCUUGUAUGUCUGUUUCAGUGGUUACAUGUUUCUACAUGUUUGAGAAAAUGAUAUGCUCCCAAUUUUCUAAUGAAAGAAUAGAUUAAUUCUAUUGUUCUACUAAAACUCUAAUGUUUUGGGAAUAUUUUUUGGUUCA